Diaporthe citri is the source of this 282-nucleotide messenger RNA. RefSeq lists its product as uncharacterized. The record is from RefSeq and is a predicted model, not a curated record. NCBI's taxonomy places the organism in Eukaryota, Fungi, Ascomycota, Sordariomycetes, Diaporthales, Diaporthaceae. The transcript has 2 exons. The coding region runs from base 1 to 282 and encodes 93 amino acids.
AUGGUGUUCGAUGCGGCUGCGUUCUACGCACACAACGAAUACGAACUCGGCAUCUGGAGGCGAGAAAUGGUCAAAUUCGGGAAGCCAUACUUCGAGCAGUACCUCCAAAACUUCCCUCCUAGCGAGCCUGUGGAACAAUUUGAUGACAGGAACGCACUCUACGUGUUGAAGUUUGAUCUAGACUACUGCCUACACAGACCGGGCCUGCCACUGGUCCGGCAACAAAUCCUCACGGAUAUCCUCAGACUUGUGAAAAAAUACCCACCAAAAAGCAACGAAUAA